AAGUACAUCCGGUUGAAAAGUCGUCAACGUCAAACUCAUGCUGCCUAAACCUAAACAGCAGCUAUAAAAAGCUAAAUUAACGAACUUUUACCACCUCAGAAGCAGCUUUAACCCUGUUAUAAGCAUCCCCCCCCCGCCCCCCCGCGCUGCUGUAUUAGCUGAUAUCAAGACAAAAAAUGUCUGGAAAGGCGAAGGAAAUCUUACAGAUGGAUCUGUAUGGGUUACUCGGCAUUGAGAGCACAGCUACAACGAAAGAGAUCAAGAAAGCAUACCGACAGAAAGCCUUGACCUGCCAUCCAGACAAGAACCCAGAUAACCCUAAAGCAGCGGAGCUCUUCCACCAGUUGUCUCAGGCUCUUGAAGUUCUCACUGAUGCCGCAGCCAAGGCUGCCUAUGACAAGAUCUGUGCUGCCAAGAAACAAGCAGAAGAGAGAAACAAGAAAUUAGAUGAUAAGAGGAAGAAAAUUAAACUUGAUUUGGAGGCCAGAGAACGACAAGCAGAAGCUCAGAGCCAAGAGGAAGUUCAGAUUACAAGAACACUUGAGGAAGAGAUCACCCGCUUAAGGGAGGAGGGAUCCAGACAGCUUGAAGAGGAGCAGAGGCUCAUCAGGGAGCAGAUCCAGAGAGAAAGGGAAGCACAGCUACAACCCGGAGACCACACUCACAGAGGAGGGGUAAGAUAUUCCCAGAGCAACGUAACUCCCAAACUAAAGUUAAAAUGGAAAUGCAAGAAGGACGACGAGAUGAAUGGAGGUUAUUCUCAAGAAGUUCUACUUAAACUAUUUCAUAAGUACGGGGAUGUUUUAAAUGUGAUCGUAUCGAGUAAGAAGAAAGGAAGUGCUGUUGUGGAGUUUGCAUCUGUGAAAGCAGCUGAGCUGGCGGUUAAAAAUGAAAGUGGCCUGAGUGUUAACCCGUUGAAGAUCACAUGGCUGGAAGGACAACCCGAGGCUGUCCCUGCUGCAUCCCAGUCCGGCCUUUUCAUUUCUUCACAGGGUUCCCUUUCAAAUGAGCGUGACUAUGAGACGAUAGUGAUGAUGAGGAUGAGGCAGGCCGCCGAGCGACAGAAGCUCAUAGAGCAGAUGCAGAGAGAGGACGACGAUGAGGCUGCAAAGUCGUAGCCGGAAGAUCAAGACUGGCUUCAGUUUCAUAAAACUUUUUGUGUUUUUAUUAUUGUUUUGCUGUAGGAUAUGGUGUGAAGAAGAAACUCUUUUAAUAAAAAUGACAAACCUGUGCUAUAA
Molecule: messenger RNA, 1238 nt
Organism: Cyprinodon tularosa
Lineage: Eukaryota; Metazoa; Chordata; Actinopteri; Cyprinodontiformes; Cyprinodontidae
Gene: dnajc17
Product: DnaJ (Hsp40) homolog, subfamily C, member 17
Exons: 11
Coding region: 177-1118 (313 amino acids)
Biological process (GO): spliceosomal complex disassembly
Cellular component (GO): spliceosomal complex
Molecular function (GO): RNA binding
Source: RefSeq, a predicted model, not a curated record